AUGGCUCAGAUUUUCUCAAGCUUUGACAUAGAAACACCCGAUGUCGCUCUUUAUAACGGGAUAGCUCCCGACGGGACACUGCAAUGUUACACUACCACGCGAGGUGGUAGUAACGAGUUCCUCGUCAAUGGCAUCCGACACCACAAAAGUUUUGCCAAGUCGCCAGAAGUUAAUGAGAUCUGCAAAGUUCAUGAUAGGUACCCAAGGGCCCGCAACGCACGUCUCACUAUGAGCAACAUUAUUCCAGACAUGGCUUCCCAGGCAGUGAUACCUUACUGUAGUUGGUAUUCCGAUGUUGCCACGGAGGACACCUAUCGAGAGCUUUUCUACCGCCACCCAGAAAUGCGCUAUCACAUUGGGCGAGCUUAUCUGCAGAAUCCACGACCAGGAGCUUAUCUCAAUGGAGACACCGCUAUAAGAUCUUCUCUACAACGCCAUCGGUCAUCGAUAAAAGACGGAGACAGCAAGAUUAAUCGCUACGCUCGGCUUAGACGGCCAAUUACGGUCCCCAAUAAGAUCACGGCCAUUGUUCCUGAUGCCUACUAUCACACACCAUUUGCGCGAUGGCUCGAAACAUGCGUUGACGAGCUUUUCCCCCGUGAAUAUCAAAACAAACUUGUUAGGCAGGCAUAUCAAGCGCGAUUCAUCAUGAACGACUACCUAUCCCGCAUCAAUAGCGAAGUCGACGGCGAAACGCUUCCGGAGUUCUUUUGGUGGCCUCACUGCCCAGAUGAGAACACCUUGCUCGCGACCUGGCAUGGCAAUAUUUUUCUCGAGCUCUCUGGUGGGACGAAUCCAACACAAGAACAGUGGGAAGCCGGACUUCAAUCUCGUCGGAAGUUCUAUCUGGAGAAUAUCGAACGGCGUGCGAAGGAGGAGGAUCUUGAACUCAGUGAUAGAUACGACUUGAUCAAAGAGAUCUUCAAUGAGCCCGACGGUCACAGCGAAGACUGGGAUGAUCGGUACGAACCCGAGGAUAAUCUGUUCAACUAUCAUAUGCAUCUUCAGACGGUCAAAUGGCAGCAAUUUAUCUCUGCCACUGAUAAAGCGAGACAAGCAGUACCCAGCACCAGCAAAGCGUAUAGUGGUCUGUCUUCAACGAUGGAGGAUGAGGAACGACGAUGA
Molecule: messenger RNA, 1125 nt
Organism: Colletotrichum godetiae
Lineage: Eukaryota; Fungi; Ascomycota; Sordariomycetes; Glomerellales; Glomerellaceae
Exons: 6
Coding region: 1-1125 (374 amino acids)
Source: RefSeq, a predicted model, not a curated record